AUGUCGGCGCCGAGUCGGCUCAGUAGAACGUCCGUCAACGUCAAUUCGACGGUACCAAGCGGGGAUGCAUCGGGACGGCAUCCGAAAGGGAACGAUGCCGCUGGGGAGGCGCAGGGGCAAAAUGGGAUCCCGCGCGUCGUUCCGUUGCAAGAUUCCCGUCAGUACUACAUUACUACGUGCCUGUCGCUCACUCUCCCAGCUGCCUCUGGCCUCGCUGCGUUCCUCAUUUACCCGCCUCUUGCGCCAAGUAUCUCCCGUCAACCCCGUCAGCCCCGUCCGGCCCGUCCGGCCAGCCGUGCGCCCCGUCCGCGCUAUCCUGCCCGUCUGCGCAUCCGUCUGCGCAGUCCCCCGCGCGCAUGCAUCGCGUGCGCCACUCCCGCGCGUCUCGCCUUCUCCAUCUCUUCGCGCAGCGCCAUGCCGCUCCCCGGCUCGGCGCGCUGCAGCCCCGCGUGGGGUUCGUUGCGGCGGCCGGCGGAGAUCGGCCGGCAGCGUUACGCGCUCCCGACUGCCAGUCCAGUUCAGUAUGCCCCCCUGCCGGCAGAAAGCACGUGCCGGUUGCUGUCCGGCAUCCACGACCAGUUCGUGAGCGUAUCGCAUGCCUGCAAGAUCCGAGUCAUCGGUUCGGCGUCUUCUCGGGGCCGCCUUACCACCACUCCCGCUCGCGACAGCAGCAGCAGCAGCAGCAGCAGCAGCAGCAGCAGCAGCAGCAGCAGCAGCGGCGGCGGCGGCGGCAGCGGUGGCAGCAGCGGCAGCGGCAGGGAUGGCGUUACCGCUGCCUUUGCUGCCCACGUGUCGGCGCUGGAGAGGUUGGUGGAGGAGGCGCGGCGGGCGUACGGCGAGCGGCACGAGCUGGUGGCGGGGCUGAGACUACAACUGGCGCAGGCGUACCUGGAGCAAGAAAGGGACGCGGGGACCGUGCUACGUGUGGUGGAAAAUUCGUGGAAGGUGUUAAAAGCCGUGGCAGUCGAAGGGGAUUCGUUGCGAGCCAGAUGUCUGCAGCUCAUGGCUGUGUGCCAUGCUAGGCUCGGCGAUCCCGAGAUAUGUCUCUCGCUCCUCGAGCAGUGUGAGGGAGCGUUGGAAGCUGCCAAGAAGCUUCAGUGCCUCAUGCAAGAGAAAGAAAGAUCCCCGAGUGCACAGGAGAUGGAAUUGAGUGGCUGGUGGCGAGUGUGGCAGGGAGAGGAGUGGAGGAAGAGAGGCUUGGAGAAUAGAAGAGCAAAGGGUGCUGAUGGGGAGGGGAAAGGGGAAGCAUCAUUAUCAUCAACAGCAGCAGUGAAUGUGGCGCAUGCGAUGAAGAAAUUCAUAUCCGUGGUGGGGUUUGACAUGCACAUGCUCAGGGCUAACGUCAGCAGUGCCAUGGGCGACGUGGAUACUGCGAUGAAGGCCUACAGGACCGCAAUAGCACUGCAGGAGAAGGCAUUGGGUGGGAAUGACAACUGGUUAGCGGACUCGUUGCAAGAUGCAGCGUCGGCGUGUCUGCGGCACAAGCUACUAGACGACGCCCAUGCCAUGGGGAUUCGAGCGCUGCAGCUGCACGAGGCGUACAGGAGGGCGUUGGAAACAAGGAUGAGAGAGGAGGAGGGCAGUGCAGAGAGCAGUGCUAGGGGAGGGGAGAGUGCGGAGGAAGGAGGGUUGCAAGGGUUUGAGUUGAGGGGUACAGUCAGAGAGGAGAUGGAGGGGACGGGGAGGAAGGAGGUGAGGAGGGUGUAUGAGGUCGCAGCUCUGGAUGUUGUUUUCGACCACCAGCUACUAGCAGCAGUCUUAUCGGGUCGCAACGACUUCUCUCCUGCAAUCCACCACCAGUCGGCUGCAGCGGCCCUGCUCUCCUCCCUCCUCUCCUCGCCCUCCCCUCCCUCCUCCUUCUCCUCCAUGAAUCUCGCCUCAGUUCAUCUCACUACUGUCGACUUUAUCCUUCGCUCCGGCCUGCUUAAAGAGGGGACGCGAGGGGGGAGGGUGGUGUUGGGGGAUGAGGAGGAAGCAGAGAACGGGGAAGGGAUUGGUAUCAGCAGCAGCAGCAAGAAGAGAGGGGAAGGAGUGAGGGGAGGAGUAGGGGGAGGAGAUGAGGGAGGAAUCGGGGGGGAGAGAACAGAGGAGGCGGGGGAUAUGGCACUGGUGGCGCUGAGAGCACUGAAGGAGAGUGCUGCAAUCCAGAAAAAGGAGCUGGGGAAGGAUCACCCGGCUGUGGCGAGGACGUAUGCAUUCGCUGUUGAGGUGUACUGGCAGAUAGGGCAGCUGGAGGAGGCAGAGAUGAGCAACAGGGCAUUGAGAGUGCUUGAAUCCCUACCAGAGGCCUACAAGCGCAGCGACGAGGAAGCAACAGCACUCUCCCUCCUGGCCGACCACUUGCAGCACACCGGCCGCUCGGCCAUGGCGCUGCCUCUGCUGGAGAGAGCGUUGAGCAUCCAAAAGGAGGACCCCUUCAACUCUCUCAAGUCCGUGGAAACAGCGGCAGAUCUUGCCUCUCUUCUUCUCACCCACCGCGGUCCCCGCGAAGCCCUCCCCAUCCUGGUCGACGCAUACCUCACUCUGCAAACCUCGCUCGCUCCUCGCUCCUUCCCUGGCUCAUCCCGCGCUGAUUUUCUCCGCAUCCUUUCCCUCCUCUCCGCUACUCACGCCUCUCUCAACCUAUGGGACGAUGCUGCGAGAGUGGUGGGGGCGAUGUGGGAGUUGGUGACAAGGGAGGGGAUGGAGGAGGCGUUGUCGACACCUGAGAGGACUGAUAUGGCGACGAUGCAAAUAUGGUUACCGCUGACAGAGGCUUUGAGGAGUGAGAAGAGGUUUCAACAGCUGCAGCAGGCAUUGGAGCAAGCAGUGAGAGGAGCAGAAAGAGGAGGAACGGGCAAGGGGGGAGGGGAGGCAUUCAAGGAUACAGCAGGCAGCUAUCGCUGGCUCGUCCGCGAAUUCGUUCGCCCAGUCCGCGUAGCCGCCUCCCCCUCGUCUGCGCGCAUGCAUCGCGUGCGCUACUCUCGCGCGUCUCGCCUUCUCCAUCUCUUCGCGCAGCGCCAUGCCGCUCCCCGGCUCGGCGCGCUGCAGCCCCGUGCGGGGGCCGUCACGGCGGCUGGCGGAGAUUGGCCGGCAGUGUUACUCGUUCCGCCUGCUAGCCGGCAGGUAGACGCGGCACGUCCGAUCAGCCGCUGCGGCGAUCACCACGUAGGACGAUUCACUGACGCGCUGCCACAGAUCUGCUGCCAGGCUGUCAGCCAGCCUGGCGUUGCCACGCUGUCCGCCGAGCCAUUACCUUCCAUAGCCACAUCAUCACUCGCCCAGCGGUACCGCUCUGCGCCGCGCCAUACACCUCUUUCUCGACUUUCCGCCCCUCAUCACCACCCCACACCGCUCGCGGUCAGCUCGCCGUAUGUUCGCGCUUUUAGCGCCUCCUCCACCGGCGACAGCAGUGGCAGCGGCGGCAGCAGUGGCAGCUGCGGCAGCAGUGGCAGCGGCGGCAGCGGCAGUGGUGGCGGCAGCAGCGGGAGUGUUGGCGGCAGGGGCGAGGCUGCGGGCGGACUAGGAUCAGACCUAGGUUCGGAUCUAGGGUCAGAUCUAGGUUCGGAUCUAGGUUCGGAUUCAGGCUCGGAUCCAGGUUCGGAUUUAGGUUCGGAGGACGUGUCGGUGGGGGUGCUGGAGGGGGUGGUGGAGGAGGCGCGGCAGGCGUACGGCGAGAGGCACGAGCUGGUGGCGGGGCUCAGGCUGCGACUGGCGCAGGCGUAUAUGGAUCAAGGCCGGGAUGCGGGGGAGGUGCUAUCUGUGGUGAAGAAGGCAUGGGAGGUGUUUGACGGCGUUGCCAUGGAUGGGGAUCCCGUACGAGCCAUGUGCUUGCACCUCAUGGCCGCAUGCCAUGCCAGGCUCGGUAACCCAGACGAGUGUCUCUCACUCCUAGUGCAGUGCGAAGCAGCGCUGGAAGCUGCCAAGAAGCUUCAGAGCCUCAUGCAAGAGCAAGACAUAGCUGGGACUGAGCGAGAAAUAGGAUCAGAUGGGGGGGAGAGCUGCGGGUCAAGGAAUGGAGUUGCAGGGGUGGAGAGUGGGGGAGGUGUGGGUAGCAGAGGAGGCGAGGAUGGAAGAAUAGAGGGUGAUGUUGGGGAGGGGGAGGGGGAAGAAGCAGCAGCAGCAGCAGCAGCAGCAAUGGCGCAAGGGACAGCAGAUGCCAUCCACAUGGUGGGGUUUGCGAUGCACAUGCUGCGAGCUGACGUCAGCAGUGCGAGGGGGGACAUGGACACUGCACUGAAGGCGUACAGGACUGCGCUCGAGCUACAAGAAGAAGCACUGGGUGCAGAAGACCCAAGAGUAGCGGACGCAUUGCAGCACGUAGGGGAGGAGUGUGCGAGGCACAUGCGACUAGCCGAUGCCCAUGCCAUGGGGAUGCGCGCGCUGCAGCUGCACGAGGCGCACAGGAGGGGGUUGGAGGAGCGGAUGGGAGGGGAAGAGGGGAGUGGGGAGGGGAGAGGACGGGGAGGGGAGGGUGCGGAGGGAGGAGGGGUGAGAGGGGAGGAGCUGAGGGAGAGAGUGAGGGAGGAGUUGGAGGGGAAGGGGAGGGAGGAGGUGAGGAUGGAGUAUGAGGAGGCUGUAAUGAAGGAGGUGGCUGACCACCGCCUGCUAGCAGCAGUGCAUGCAGGUCAAGGUGACGCCUCCCCAGCCGUCCACCACCUGUCAGCAGCAGCGGCGCUGCUCUCCUCCCUCCUCGCCUCGCCCUCCCCACCCUCCGCGCUCUCCCCCCUCGACCUGGCCUCUGUGCACCUCGCUACUGUUGACAUCAUCCUUCACUCGGGGUUGCUGCAGAGAGAGGAAGGGGAGGAGAUGGGGGAGGAAGGGGAGGAGGGGGAGGAGGGGAAGCACUGGGGGAGGGGGGAGAAGGGGGGUGAAGAGGAGGCGGAGAACGGGGAGGGGAUCAGUGGUAGAGAGCAGCAAGGGGAAGGACUGGGUACAGGAUUAGGAGGAGUAAAUGGUAGAUACGAGGGAGGAGCAGAGGGAGGGGAGGGGAGAGAAGAGGCGAUGGAUAUGGCAGUGUUGGCGCUGGAAGCACUGAAACAGUGUGUGGCGGUGCAGGGAGGGGAGUUGGGGAAGGACCACCCGGCUGUGGCGAGGACGUAUGCUCUCGCUGCUGACGUGUACUGGCAGAUAGGGCAGGCGGGGGAAGCUGAGAAAGUGAGCAAGAGAGCAAUAAAGGUACUGGCAGCCAUGCCAGCGGCGCACCAGCGCAGCAAGGAGGCAGCAGCAGCGCUCUCCCACGUGGCUCUGCACCUCAAGCGCACCGACCGCUGUGGCAUGGCCGUGCCUUUAUUGCAACGAGCCCUCGGUAUCCGAAAGGAGCACCCGGAUCAUCUGCUUCAAGCCGUGGGCACAGCAACAGACCUUGCCUCUCUCCUCCUCUCCCUCCGCCGCCCCAACGAAGCCCUCCCGAUCCUCCUCUCCGCCCUCCCCUCCCUCCGCUCCUUCCUCGGCCCCUCCCACGCCGCCUCCCUCCCCCUCCUCUCUCUCCUCUCCGCGACCCACUCUUCUCUUGACCAAUGGAGCGAGGCUGCUGGAGUGGUGGGGGAGAUGUGGGAGGUGGUGAGGGGGGAGGCUAUGGGGGAGGCUAUGAGGGGAGAUGAGGCGGCGAUUGGCAUGUGGAUACCGCUGGCAGAUGCGUUGGGGAGUGAGGAGAGGUUCCUUCUGCUGCAGCAAGCAGUGGAGCAGGCAGCAAGAGGAGCAGAGGCAGGGGGGAAGAGCAAUGGAAGGGGAGAGGCAGGGGAGGAUGCAUCAGCUAGAACUCGCUGGCUUGAGGUGCUGAGGGAGAUGACAAUGAUUGGUAGCGGCUGA
Messenger RNA from Closterium sp. Naga37s-1, 5790 nucleotides. NCBI's taxonomy places the organism in Eukaryota, Viridiplantae, Streptophyta, Zygnematophyceae, Desmidiales, Closteriaceae. The record is from the annotation of a GenBank genome assembly.